GAUCACAAGUUUCAUUUGUGAUAAAACAUUUUAUCGAUCAGUUUUGUUAAUACUCUUGUUUCGUUCUUUCUUUGAAUAUUCUCUGAGAAAAUGUCUUGCUGCGGAGGAAACUGUGGUUGUGGAUCUGCUUGCACGUGCGUCAGUGGUUGUUGUGGAGGUUGCAAAAAGAACCCUGAGUUGGGCUUUUCUGGCGAGACCACUACGACUGAGACUUUUGUCUUUGGUGUUGCACCGGCCAUGAAGAAUCAGUACGAGGCUUUCGGCGAGAGUAACGUCGAGAACGAUGGAUGCAAGUGUGGAUCUGACUGCAAGUGUGAUCCUUGCACUUGUACAUGAAUAAAACUUUAAAAUGGCAGAGAUAGUCAGUGUCUUUUAAUUAAGUAAUAAUAUAACCCUAAUGAUGUUUUUAGGUUUCGCUUUUUUAUGUUUAAUAACGGCUGCAUGCAGCCUUGUCUUUGUCAUUUCUUUUAGCCGAUAUUAAUGGUCUUAGUUUGUGUGUUUGGUCUGUCUCUGCCAAUAUGUGACCAUCAUGGGUCCUUUGUAUUUCAGAAUGAAGUUUUUUGAAAAAGAGUUUUUUAGUUU
Molecule: messenger RNA, 582 nt
Organism: Brassica napus (rape)
Lineage: Eukaryota; Viridiplantae; Streptophyta; Magnoliopsida; Brassicales; Brassicaceae
Product: metallothionein-like protein type 2, MT2-18
Exons: 2
Coding region: 91-336 (81 amino acids)
Molecular function (GO): metal ion binding
Source: RefSeq, a predicted model, not a curated record